Oldenlandia corymbosa var. corymbosa is the source of this 1287-nucleotide messenger RNA. NCBI's taxonomy places the organism in Eukaryota, Viridiplantae, Streptophyta, Magnoliopsida, Gentianales, Rubiaceae. The record is from the annotation of a GenBank genome assembly.
CCUUGUCCAUUUUGCUCUCAAAGAAUAGGUGAAUUAAAAGAAUAUAUAAGUAUAUCCCGUGACCCUCAAUAACUAAAUUAUUCAAGGAAAAAUUCAGCAAAACCCAUGGAUUCCAAUCAACUCCCGCUCAGCAAAAAUAUGCAUGAUAAUAACAUUGCUCCUUUGAAGAAGAAGAAGACGAGAUUCUCAUCAACUACUAAUGUUGAUGUUAUUCCACACACAGUUAUCUUAAACAUUCUUAAGAAACUUCCGGUUAAAUCCUUAUUGAGGUUCCGGUGUGUAUGCAAGUCCUGGCGGUGUAUAAUAGACGACCCUUCCUUCAUUGACAUGCACCGUAUCCAAUCACAUCACCGACGGGGUGGAGUCAAACUUCUUGCUAGCCAGUAUGGGAAGAUAACAUUGCGCGAUGGUGUAACCUAUGAUCGCGAAUUUUUGUUAUUAGUUGAUGCAAAAGGAAAUUGGAUGCCCCUUCCAACUCCAAUAAACGACAACCCCCUCAUGAUACGACGUAGCAAUGGUUAUUGUCAAGCAGGCGUGGAAGGCCUAAUAUGCCUGGAUAACAUGAUAUGGAAUCCCACUAUAAGAAAAAGAUUUGAUCUUCCACCCCAAUGUGUUAAAAUGUCCAUCAUUCGUAGAGGCAGCAAUAGGGCUAAAAUUGAGAAUGCUCACUACUUAGGUUUUGAUUCGUCUACUAAGCAAUACAAGGUAUUAAGUAUUUGUGUUGGUUGCCCGGAGGAAUCAAGUCUUAGAAUGAAAUACAGUACUCACAGCAAAAGGAUUGAGUUUCUUCAAGGGAUGUUCCAAAUGCAAGUCAUUACUUUAGAAGGAGCUAAAUCGUCAUGGAGAGACAUCACUCACCAUAUUCCGGGAGAGGCGAUCAAGGACAUGACUCUCAUGUGGUUCCCCACUAACCCAAAUCUCUACUUAAAGGAUGAGAUUUACAUUAUGGUUGGAUAUCCACAACAUUUGGCUCUCAUGGUUUUCUCGGUUGGCCAAGAAAGAUUUAGAUUUAUACGUCUUCCAGAAGAAAUAACACAUGCACAAGUAAAUAUAUGGAAUAUGACUGAGGUCAGAGAAUGUGUUGCUUUGAUGAAGAUGAAUGGCCUGGUGGUUGCAGAUGCAUCUGGGACAGAGAUUUGGAGGUUGAUCAGCACUAACUGUGAUAACGCUCCAGCUACUAAAGGAGUGGGAAAAAAUCAUUUAUACAACUUGGCCAACAUCUCUAUACCAUCCAGAAAUCUCCAAUCCAGAAUUAGAACGAGAACCUAUUGUGCGUUGUGCUAUUAA